Phyllotreta striolata is the source of this 400-nucleotide messenger RNA. NCBI's taxonomy places the organism in Eukaryota, Metazoa, Arthropoda, Insecta, Coleoptera, Chrysomelidae. The record is from the annotation of a GenBank genome assembly.
GUUUUUCUUGACAAGUGACAGUAACAUCAUUUCAUAUUCAUUUCGCAAAAUUUUGGAAUUUUAAAAGAACAUCAAUUAUGAAAAGAGAGCAAGGAAAAGGGGCUGGCGGAAGCGGCCCGGGAGGAGUGUGUUUGCCCGGUCAAAAUGACCAGCAAAAGAGCCGCGAAUCGGUUAUAGCAAAUUUAGUAAUAUUUGUGGCCCUAGUUGGGGUAAUAAGAGCAACACCCUACAUACUUGAAGUUCUGUAAUUUGCCAAAGUCUGACAGAGUUGUAUGACUAGGAGUUUUGUGAUAACUUUUGUACAAUUUACACUAUUUGUAAAAAAUGUGUACUCCAUUUAGUGUAAUAAAAUGCUGUAGAUUCAUGUAAUAUGGCAUCCAUUAAAAUUUCAUCUUGGUAA